Molecule: messenger RNA, 2643 nt
Organism: Adineta ricciae
Lineage: Eukaryota; Metazoa; Rotifera; Eurotatoria; Adinetida; Adinetidae
Source: the annotation of a GenBank genome assembly
AUGUAUCAUGGGCAUAGCAAUGAUUUUCCAAUGCGUUCUAAUAAAAAGAUUAUUCGACGAUUGAGAAAUGCUAAAGAUCGUAUCGUUCGUAACAAUCUGUUAUCUUCAACAUCUCCUGCUGAAUCUGCCGAUGCUGAAGAGUCUGAUGAUCAAAAUGAUGACACUGUUGAAUUAAUGAACGUGGAUGGACAAGACGAGGAAGCUCAAUUUGAUUCGACUUUGUUGGAAGAUCCUACAGACGACACACCAAUCGUUAAUACAGAUUUGACCAGUGGCGAGGAAAUUGAAGAAUAUACCGAAACUGAUACUGAGAACUACGCUGUUCGUAGUUCUCAGCCAAGUACGAAAGAAAUCUCAACUAUCCUUGCACUUUUUCGUCAAAGGUAUAGAUUAUCUAAAGCAUGCAUCAAUGAAUUGUGUAGUUUAUUACGGCAUCUUGGUGUGCACAACGUUCCAACUGAUUUUCGUUCCAUUGAGAAAAAUCUUACAAAAGAUCAUGAAAAUACUUUACAUGCAAAAGCAUGUAUCGUGUGUACAUCAUGUGGUAGUAGAGGAUCUAGUGUAGAAAAGUGUGAAAAUGUGAAAUGUAACUCAAAGAACAACUUCGUAUCAACCCCAACAAAACUAUACACUUUUCGAAUUCUUCCACAAAUAACAUCAAUCUUAGAACGAAAUCGACUUAUAUCCGAACCGAAUACAAGUGAUCAUUCAAAGAUUGCUGAUGUUAUUGAAGGUCAAUUUCUGCGCAAUAUUCAUUCGAAAGAACGAUUUAUUGAAUCGCAACGACAAAUAGUAUCGCUUUUGAUAAAUAGUGAUGGAGUUUUGAUUAAAAGGUUCAAUCGAUCGGUGUGGGCAAUUUGUAUGAUAAUUAAUGAAUUACCACGAAAUGUUAGAUUCAAUUUAGAUAACUUAAUCAUUUGUUCGCUGUCAAUGGGUGGUCAGAAACCAAAAAAGCAUCAUUUUCAGGAUUUGAUAGGCGAGUGGGUGCAUGAAUUGCGACAACUAGAACUGGGAUUUUAUAUUUUACCUAAUUAUUCUCAACACACUUUUAUUAAAUUCCACGCAUAUUUAAUUGCUGCAGCGAUGGACAAACCGGCGCAGUCAUUACUUAUGAACAUUAAUGAAUGUACAGGUUAUUACAGUUGCGUCCGAUGCACCAUCAAAGGCAAGUCAGUCGCAAGUGGAAAUGGCACGAUACGUGCAUUUAUCAAAGAUAAGAAGGAAAAAGUGCAAAUUCGAGAUAAUAAUUUGUAUGACAAAUGUAUUCAUAUAUUUACUCGCAGAAAAACAAAAUUAAAAUCAGGUGAUCUUGAUGUUACUUGUGGAACUCGUGGACACUGUGCUUUGCGUGCUCUGACCUAUUUCAAUAUUGGUCCAUCGUUUGUCACGGAUUCUCUUCAUAAUAUCUACUCCGGAGCAUUUAAACGAUUAUUAGACAUAUGGUUCAAAAGUCGUGGUGAUUUGUAUUCAAUACAUAAAAGUUUGCAUGUUGUUGAAGCUCAAUUGGAUGGCAUUCGUUAUCCUUCAUCAACCUACCAUCUGCCAUCUCAACUUAGAUUCUUUACACGAUUCAAAGGCAACGAAUAUCGCAUGACAUUAUUAUUUGGAUACCAAUAUUUCAAGUCAGUUCUACCAUUACAAUAUUACAAACAUUUGAAAAUGCUUGCGUUUGCGAUGAACUUAGCAGAAUCAUCUGCAUUAGGGCAAGAAACAAUUAAAGACAUCGAAUUCCUAUUGAAUGAAUUCGAAGAAUUAUUUCCAAUAUUGUACUCCAGUGUUAAUGGACCGAACGUUGUAGUCGAUGAAUUAAUCAAUAAUAUUAAUAUAUUACAGUGUGCCACGGCUGAGUUAAAAAAGAAUGAUUUUAGUAGUUCACUUAGAAAUUUUGUUCUUCAAAUGUUUUCAUCGAAACGGCGUGCAUUUUCGAUCGAAUCAUGUACACCCGAAAAUGGUUAUAUUCAUUUUGGUCGAGCACUUCAAUUAUCGAAUCAUCAUAGAAUAGUAACUUACUUGAACAUAAAAGGGUAUCGUGUUGUACAACGUGGUAUGAAAAAUGAUGAUGAAAGAGUUUUAAUGAAUUUGCAACAACAAUUAAACACAGAUAUUAUCAGCAAAUUAGACGCAUUGGUUGAAUCGUCACAAUCUAAAUUACUUGAAAUUCAUGGACAAUUAUUGUCCAAAGCGCAUGGUGUUAGAGCUGUAGAUUUAUUAAAGAAAAGAGAUUGUGAAUUAGUGCAACCAACCUGUGCUCUUGGAAAAAGAGUGAAUAAUUGGUCGGGUAGUAAUACAGCUAAGAAUACUUCAUUAAAACAUGAGGACACACGAGUUAAACAAAUGUAUGAUAAGGGUAAAGAAGAAUUUCAUCGUAUUAAUGAAGACAUCAAGAGCAUUUAUAAAUCAAUUGGAACUGUCGAUAUUAAGAGUUUGAAAAUGAUUGAUGAAUUAUGUCGUGCCGCUCAAAGUGGAAUAGAAUCGAUGGUAUCGGCUUGUGGAAGAAUGCGAGCUUAUUUAAAAGCGAUCGAUGUUGAUCAAGACUUUUUGGUUAAUUCUGUAUUAGAUGCGGCACGAUCGAUGAAUAUCGCUGAUGGAUAUAUGGAUACAACGAGAAUUCACCAUAUUAAACAAGUUUUAGGAUUAGAAUAA